Messenger RNA from Gallus gallus (chicken), 3098 nucleotides. RefSeq names its product centrosome-associated protein 350-like. Gene Ontology annotation, biological process: microtubule anchoring. Gene Ontology annotation, molecular function: microtubule binding. Bases 264 to 3098 code for a protein of 944 amino acids. Lineage: Eukaryota; Metazoa; Chordata; Aves; Galliformes; Phasianidae. The record is from RefSeq and is a predicted model, not a curated record. The transcript is spliced from 13 exons. Gene Ontology annotation, cellular component: centrosome.
GGUGCCCGCAUGCGGCUCAGCUCCGGGAAGCAGCAAAGGAUGGGGUGUUCGGUGCUGAGCUCUUUCUCGCAGCUCCCUUUGGAAGUGGCUGCGGGGAUUUGCUGCUGAAGAGCAGCUCCAGCUCUUCCACAGAUCCCCUCUGAUGUGCUCCUCUAGGUGCGUUUCCACCUCCUCCCUGCUCCUCAGGGGACACUGUUCCAUGCAUGGAUGAGGCCACAAAAGGCGUGGAUCUCAAGCAAGCAGAACUGUAGCACAGCUGAGGGAUGGACAGCAGUUCUGCAUCUGGAGGCUCCACUCCUCUGUCUGAUGUGGCCCUGGCUUGGAACAGUCUUCAGGAAGCCAAAGCAGUGCUACAAAGGAUUGAAAACAAAUUUUGUCAUCAAAAGCGGAGCUGUGCCAACUCGCAGGCGGCCGGGGGAAAGCUUCGGCAUGGAGAAAGCUUUGAUGGAGAGAGAAACAGAGAUGAAACAGCUCUGAAGGAGAAAAAGAGCAGUGAGGGUCCUGUGUCCUGCAGGUCCCAGCCCUGCUUCCAUGGGAGCUGUGCUGCCAGCCCCGGACUACCCGUGGCCAUACUGUCCCCUGGGGGAUGCCCACCCACAGCACCAGCCAGGAUGUGGGCUGCAAAUGGGACACGGCCCGUUGAACACAGCCCAAGAGAGGAUUUCAGAGAGCGGACAGACUCAGGAGGUCAUGAGGUACAAAAGGGAAAACAUCUCUGCUCCCCACAUCACACGCAUUGCCCCCUGGCAGGGAGCAGUCAGAUCUCAGCCCCUGUCCCCAUGGCUGUCCUGCUCCCUGUGCACUACCUCCCAUCAGCCAGCAGCCCCAGCGACCAGAAGCUGGAGGAGCUGCGGAGAAAAUCAUCCUGGAAGAAGUUAGAGCAGCUCAAGAAGAAAAUCCAGGAGCAGAAGCAAAACCAGCGAGCAGCUUCUCAGGAGCAGAAGUGCCUGACUGCAUCCCGUGCUCGAGAGCUGCUUCAGGACAGACCCCUGAAGAGAAAGGUGUGCAGGGUGCACGCCCCUCCUGCUCCACGUCCCAGAGACCCAAGAAGGAGUGGCUCAGCACGGGGGACUCAAAUACAGAGCCAGAAGCAGCCCUUGCCCAGCUCCUCUUCUCUGGGGAGAACAGCGGUGUGUGAAGGUUCAAAGCUCCCCGGUGCUUCUGCAUGGAGGGAAGGUCAGAAGUUAGCCAGGAAGCUGCUCGGUCCACCGCCUGCAUUUCCAAAGCUGAGAAGCAGAGCUGAAGAGCAGAGCACUGGAAAUGCCUAUGGGCCCGAUGUUGCAAUGCCAGCAAUGGAGAACAGCUCCAGAGAAAAGAACAACGAACCUGCGGGGAAAAGCCCCGAAUUCCAAAGCUUUGCAGCUCCCCACCACGGCCCUGCUGGAAGGAGCAGCAGUGCACCAAGCAAAGGUGCAAAGCAAAUACUCAGGAGCCUCCAUUUGCAAAGCCAGUGCCACGAUGACCUCAGGCAGAGCGGGCACCUGGGAGAUACCAUGAAGGGAAAGGUUCUGCAGCAGUACCAUCCGCCUUCACCUGGACCUCAGGACAUGGCUCCCUCUGCCUUUAGUGCAGGAAAGAGAAUGGCUGCAUUAAUAACAACUGGAGCCAAGGCCAGCAGCUCUGGAAGCAUCCGCAGAGGGAAAAGCACAUCUCCUCGGAGAUGGACGCCUGUGCAGAAAGGGCCUGAGAAGGAAAACCUGGAACAGCCUCCAAAGAGGAGGGUAAAGCUUAAAAAACCUCACCCCUACAGCCGUGACGUCGUUCAGGAGUUCAUGUGUAGGAAGAAUGAAGAGAGAAGGAAAAAAAAGCUGGAAGAGAAAAAGUCUGUGAUGCAGGCAGUGGAAAUGAGGAAUAAGAGGCUGCAAGAAGUAUACAGGAAACAGAGAGAAGCUCUUGGAAAGAAAACGUGCUCUGAGCAGACGUGUGAGCUCGUCAGGGGAGCAGCUGCUGCCAAAGGAAGUCCUCAGCACACACUCGAGCAAGAGCAAACCAGCGGUGGAACCCUGAAGCACAGUUUCAUGGCCUGGCUGGAAAAAGCAUCCCAUGCUGCACUACACAGAGAUCCCAGACACAGGAAUCAGCUUCUAGAAACCAUUCAAUCACUUAAAAGCAGAGAGGCAUUACCUUCUGCAGUACUACCGGCAUCUGAAUCCUGGCUUCCCAGUCCUCUGAAGUGUCAGGACUUGAGGGACUGCUCCCCCCCAGCGCUGGGUACUCCUCUGAGCUUUUCCCCUCCUCAGAAAGAUACAAAAACAGACUUCAAGGACCCAACUUCUGGCCUUUCUCCGUAUAGAAAUAAAUGGGACCGAGUGAAAGCCAUACACAACCUAUCCAAGGAGCUUGCAGAAAAGAUUGAGAUGGCAACUAAGAGGCUGAGUGCAACAAGCAGUGGUAAAGAUUCUGCUGGUAAAAUAUCAGCAGAGAUAACCUGGGACCUUUUCAGUGGAUCUUCUGUCUCUGAGCCAGAGGCAUCCAAAGAUGAGCAGGACAGGACAAUGACUGUACAGAUGCUGAUGGGAGCCCCACAUCUGAAUGAGCUGCAUGUGCCAUCAGACAGGGAAUGUCAUGGACCAGCCAGGAUUAGCCUUGUGGAUAGCACUGAGGGAACAGCAGACCUGGACAGAGAGAAGAAAAUAGCUUCUUUGUCUGGUGGGAGUGCUGUGAGCAAAGAGUGGCCAUGGAUCAUACACAGUAUAAGGCAGAGACAUCUCAACACUGGGGAGAGCCUGAGCAGCAUGUUGGAAGGUUUUCCGGUGAAUAAAGGCUCCGAAGUGGACAUGAGCCUAUUGCAUGAAAAGCCAAUAACCAGCCCAGCCUCUCCAUCUCACGGGUUCCUUGCUAGAAGCCUGCAGACAGACCCUGCAGCUCAGAGGUGUGAGGCCGUUCCAGAACUGCAGGAUCGAGGGGCAGCCGCCCAACGCCAUCCCUGCAUGGAGAGCCUGGGGACGGCGGGCAGCCACACAUUGCAGCCCUGCAGAGCUCAAGGCAGCGCUGAGCAGCACUGCGGUAAGGGGAUGCUUCCCACGGGGUGGGUGUGUGGUUAUUCUGUGCCCCCCCAAGACUGCUGCCUGUGCUACUGGGAGAGAAUCAGCAGCUAG